UACCGACCUCAGCGAAGACGAUCAAACACAGCGCUCCACUCGACCACCGCGAAUCGCAACGAACGCUUCACGCCGCCGAGUCGCAUACCGCCGCCAUGAGCUCCGAUUCCAUCGAGGACGACGAGGACCUCGCGCAAGAGAAACAGCUGGUCAACGAGUGGUCAAGUAACAGCAAUGAGUGCUUGAACAUCCGGCUCGUGCGCGGUAAUGGCUCGGUCGCGGUGUCAUGCAAUCCGGAGUUCACCUAUGCCAUGUUCGGCGAAGAAGAGGCAAUAUUUGGUUACCAGGACUUGAACAUCAACCUCUCUUUCCGUGCGCAUGACCUGCAACCGAAGCUGGACAUCACCUACGGCAAGAUAUUCCCUGUUCAGGGCGAAGUGCGACCUACCGAUAUUGCAAAGGCACUAUCAGAUUUCCUUCCUGAAUCCGCGUUCGACAACCAAGAGCUGGGCGUCGAGGCGGACUUUGGGCCACCAGGCGAGAAGAUUCACGACUACAAGCGUAAUGGAAAGGCUUACGAAGUCUGGUGUGCGAGUCUGGCAGAUCCUGCUGCUAAGAAGCUGCUUGAGAAUAUGCAGAUUUUGGUGCCCUUCUUCAUUGAUGGUGGAAGUGUGCUGGAACUGGAGCAAGAUUGGACGACGCAACGGUGGAAGAUCUUCCUCGUCUACGAGGUCGACGGACAGGCAAACGGCAUCUCACCUUACACACUCGCAGGAUACGGCACGUCGUAUCGCUGCUUCACCUUCCCAGAACGCCAAAAGGCUCCGAAUGAGCUUUCUCAUAUCUCCGACUUCGAAUCACCUCUUGAUCUACCGAGCCGCGAGCGACUAUCACAAUUCUUGCUGCUACCACCAUUCCGUGGUGCGGGCCACGGACAGGAGCUGUACAAGGUGAUGUACAAGCAUCUUACUUCUCCCGAUAACAUUCGAGAGUUCACAGUCGAGGAUCCGAACGAGACCUUUGAUGACCUGCGCGACUUCUGCGACUUGCUAUACCUACGCGCCAAUGUUCCCGAAUUCGCAGCACUUCGCAUUCACACCGACAUUCCUACUGAAAAGAUGGCCAGCACGGCUUCCAUACCUACCGAUCUCAUUGUUCCGAUCGAUCAGCGCAAGGAGAUUAUGAGGAGGACUAAGUUGAUGCCACGUCAAUUUGAUCGUCUUGUCGAGAUGCACACCCUCUCGUUCAUUCCCACCAGCAACCGAUCGAGGAACCGAAUUACAAGGAAGGAGAAGACUACAAACGAGCACGACCGACAGUACUACUUUUGGCGUCUGUAUGUCAAGCAGCGUCUCUACAUUUUCAAUCGCGACCAGCUGGCUCAAGUGGAGCACGCGGAGAGGGUGGAGAAAUUGGAAGGUGCCCUUGACAGUGUUCUGGAAGCUUACACCGAAAUGAUCGAGAGGGUCCAAACGAAGGAAGAGGACAUUGCGAACGGGCAAGUCGAUGGUGACGCGGCACCCAGCACCGCCGGCGCAACGAAACGCAAACGCAAGGUCGUAGAGGAGGAUGAAGACGAAGAAAGCGAAUCGGGAGCAGAGCAGGAUGAAGUCGCGCCAAGCACCAAUGGUCAUAAGAAAGCCAAAGCCGCAUGA
Molecule: messenger RNA, 1595 nt
Organism: Zymoseptoria tritici IPO323
Lineage: Eukaryota; Fungi; Ascomycota; Dothideomycetes; Mycosphaerellales; Mycosphaerellaceae
Product: histone acetyltransferase type B catalytic subunit
Exons: 2
Coding region: 96-1595 (499 amino acids)
Biological process (GO): subtelomeric heterochromatin formation
Cellular component (GO): nucleus
Molecular function (GO): histone H4 acetyltransferase activity
Source: RefSeq, a predicted model, not a curated record